GAACCGAUUUUGGAGGGGAAAGAGAGUGAAAAUUCCGCCAUUUUUGAAGCACUGGAGCGAGAACUUCCCAAGUUCUACCCUACCAAUUCUGGUUCCAACUUCCAAAGACUAAAAUUUAUCUGCAACCUAAAAUUUCUCUUGUUCGUUCUCUUCUUCGCAAUGGGAAUCGACUCAGAGAAGAAUUUCCAGCGCAAGCAGUGUUCCUAUCAAAUAUCGGAUGAGCAAUACAAUAUUCAGAACGAGACGUACAGGGGCCAGCUAUUUAGUCAUAUUUACUUUGCUCGACUCCACUUGAUGAGAACGAUUCUCUUAUCACUCGUCUCUAAGUGGAAACCUCAUUCACCAGUUUGUACUAUAAUAGAAUUGGAGGAAGGCAAGGAAUGCAUCAUCAUAGGAACCGUCUACAAGCAUAUGAAACUUAAACCUACCAUUCUGGAUGAGUAUUCAAAGGAGAGAUCUGCCACCCCACUUGUUAAGCCUCAUAACUUUAUGCACCCAGAUGAUCAACUAGUUUUGGAAGAUGAAGGUGGGAGAGUCAAGCUUUCUGGGGCCGUGCUACCUUCUGUAUAUGUUACAGGGAUUGUUGUUGCAUUGCAUGGAAAGGAAACUUGCGUCGGUGACUUUUUGGUUUUGGACAUCCUAGAAGCUGGCUUGCCACCGCAGAUAGAGCAGCCACUCAUAUCAAGAGAAGAUAAGUACGUGGUUUUUGUGUCAGGCCUAAGUAUUGGGAGCAGCAUCUCUAAUCCUCUUCAGUUUCAGCUCCUUGUUGAUCAUAUAACAGGACAUUUAGGGGAUGAGAAGGAACAAGGGAUUGCAGCUCAAAUAGUUCAUGUUGUCAUCUGUGGGAAUUCUGUUGAAAUUCCUUCUGCAGUUUUAAAUGGUCAGUAUUUAUCUACGAAGGACCAAACGAAGCUGAUAGAACCUCUUAAAGAGCUAGAUAUCCUAUUGAAUCAGCUUGCUGCAGGCGUACCUGUUGACAUCAUGCCAGGUUCCAGUGACCCAGCCACCUUUUCCUUGCCCCAGCAGCCUUUACACAAUUGCCUUUUUCCUGGAUCGUCAGCUUACAACACUCUUAGGGCUUGCUCUAACCCUCAUUGCUUUGAGCUCGAUAAUUUCAGGUUUCUUGGAACAUCGGGUCAGAACAUAGAUGAUCUUGAGAAGUACUCAGAGGCUAAAGAUAAGCUUGAAUUUAUGGAGAGGACACUGAGAUGGAGGCAUCUGGCACCAACUGCUCCAAAUACUCUUGGGUGUUAUCCUUUCACUGACCGAGAUCCUUUCCUGAUUGAGAGCUGUCCUCAUGUUUAUUUUGUUGGCAAUCAGGACAAGUUCGAUACUCGCUUAAUAAAGGGACCUGAAGGGCAGAUGGUAAGACUCAUUUCGAUUCCAAGAUUUUGUGAGAAGGGAACUGCCGUAAUGCUUAACUUGAGAAAUCUUGAAUGCCACACCCUGAGUUUUGGGACUGAAUUCAGCUGAUCAUAACGACAAAAGAAACGUUAAAGAGAUCGGUAAUCCAGUUUCGCGUUCGGUUAAUGUUGCUUUUUCAGGAGAGUGAGGAUCUCAAAGUACCUGCUUUUAAGAAAGUUUAGAGGUUUCCAGUGGAAUGCAGGAUCUUCUCCGUUUUCUUAAAAAGUAAACCAUCUUGGAGAAGAGCAAAUCAAGAGAAUGGUGUCAUUCCCCAAACAUAGGUGAAUUCUCAAAUUUCUCCCUCCCUCCCCCUCCUCCAUAAAAGCAUUUGCUUUUUCUUGGUUGUAACACACAUAUGGCUUGAAUGCUAAAUAUAUUAGUUUAAUGGUUGGCCAAAUGGUAUUGGAGCA
Momordica charantia (bitter melon) is the source of this 1814-nucleotide messenger RNA. It is a transcript of the gene POLD2, whose product is annotated as DNA polymerase delta small subunit. Lineage: Eukaryota; Viridiplantae; Streptophyta; Magnoliopsida; Cucurbitales; Cucurbitaceae. Gene Ontology annotation, cellular component: delta DNA polymerase complex. Gene Ontology annotation, molecular function: DNA binding. The record is from RefSeq and is a predicted model, not a curated record. Gene Ontology annotation, biological process: DNA strand elongation involved in DNA replication; DNA replication.